This is a messenger RNA of Fusarium verticillioides 7600, 2119 nucleotides long. RefSeq lists its product as hypothetical. The record is from RefSeq and is a predicted model, not a curated record. NCBI's taxonomy places the organism in Eukaryota, Fungi, Ascomycota, Sordariomycetes, Hypocreales, Nectriaceae. The coding region runs from base 365 to 2032 and encodes 555 amino acids. The transcript is spliced from 2 exons.
GGCGCAGGCGCGUUUAAUCAGACGCGCGCUGACUCGCCGAGGGCGAGUGGGGAAUUCCAGCAACGUCUCAGUGAAACUUACCUGGCCAGUGAAGGAAGGAACAAACACAGUUGAUAAGUUGUCGUUUCAAGGAGGAAGCUGCCGUAUCAAAUCUUUGCUCAUACACUCACAUUCUUUUGAUUUCUUUCUUUCUUUCUUUGUUUGCUUUGCUUUGCUUUGAAACCUCUCAUGGCGAUGCUCUAGCCUUUGAGGUACCUUCGUUUCAGAAGCGUCUAAACGUCAAAUCUCUCACCACCGCACUUAAAGUCCAUUCCCAGACCCUUACAUUUUCAUCUCGGUUUCGCAAAGGGAGCAUCGAUCUGCAAUGGCUGGCAGAGUGACGGGCUUAAGCAGAUACCAACGGCCACCGCCGCUUCUUUCCCAGAUUCGUGGCUGUGAAAAGCGAAAGCUUGAACAGCAACCUGACGAUGUCAACGCUCCGCCCAUGUCUUCCGAAGAUGAGGCUGAAGACGAUAUACCCUUACCCGCAGACUUGAGGCUGAGACCAAGUGGCUCUCAGUCCCAGACGCCAAUCGAGCAGUCUGAUGAUUCCGAACCAGAAACUUCAGCUCGUGGAGAUAUCAAGCGCACAGCCUUCCGCGACCCGAGUAGCAGUAAAAGUCGUAGGAAUAUCACUCGAAAGGUGAACCAAAAGGAAGAAAAGAUACUGAAAGCAGGAAGCCAUGCGGAAGCAUCUUCCUCGAGCGUGAAACGAAGGAAAGUUGAAGGCAAAUCCGGGAAUGGCUCUGCGAAUCACUUCAACAACUCUUGGGGAUUUACCAAUGCAGGCAACAGCAAAGCAAAAUAUGGGAGCUCACAACCUCGAGGAUCGCAAGCUUCUCGUAGUUCGCAAAGUUCUCAAGUGAAGAAAGGGAAGACAAAAGUGACAAAGGGCGAGCCUAUACAUGAGAAGACCGAAGAAGACGGCGUAUUGCAUAGCUCCCAGACGGAAGAAAAGCCGACUUUCAAACCUGUUUCACAAGAAUCUUUCAGUAGUCCCACAAAGUCGGAGGUUUCUCUAAGACCUGCACCCCGGGAUGACUUGGGGACCCCCAAAAAGAAAGGGAACACAGAAACGAAACCCACAAGCCGCGGUCCAUCUACUACUCCAACAAAAAGCCAUGUAGUUCUCACCACCACCAGGCUUUCACAAAACAGCCAGAGCGGGUCGUGCUCGCCGUCUCAGAAUCGAAUAGGUGUCUGGAAACCAGUGGCCAUCCCUAAGAAACAAAAGGAUCAACCCAAGACGCCCGAGUACAAGCCACCCACAUUCGUUGCGCCAGCCGAGAUUGAUGGGAUGCAGACCAGCAAUAGCGAUAUAGGUAGUACAUCGUCGCCAGUCUUAUCAGAUCUAGAUGAACUUAGCGACACGGAAACCAUCAGCGAGGAGCCCCUUACAGACAAGAACAGUUUGGAAGAUAGAAUGACGAAAUGCCCGUGGUGUGGGGACCUCGUGUCGGAACAGGCUCUCAAGGAUUAUUCUAAGGGGAGGAGACUGAACGUGCUGAUGCAAACAAGGUUCUGUGCUAAACACAAGAAAGAAACUGCCUUGGACACAUGGCGUGAAAGAGGCUAUCCUCAUGUCGACUGGAGCCGUCUUGAAGGCCGACUGGAUGACCAUCGGGCAUACUUGACCAAGAUCGUCAAUGGUAAACAGUCGUUUUUCCGUGAUAUUCUGGCAGAGAAAAUCGAAACAGGCCAGGCGAGGUCACUCAAGAAGGAGGGUAACCUUAACCCAGGUUACUAUGGCCCAAGAGGCUGCAAGCUCAUGUGCGAUUACCUCGUGGAGGAGUUUGGUGAAUCGCUGAAAGAGAAUGCUACAAAAGAUCGUGUCAUCGCCGGUCGUGGUUCUGCAGCCUUUAUCCAGUCGGUGUUGGUAGCUGAACUUGCUGUACAAUUGAUCAUGGAGGAUAUGGAUGUAUCCGCCUCAGAGGCCAGAGAGAUUAUGGAGGAGAGCAAGGCUAUUGGUGAGCUGAUCCACGAAGAAACAUGACAUCUGAAUUUGAAAAUACAGCCAGCAAAUAGAUAUUUAUAUACAUGUAUAAUACGUCAAGAAUAUAAAAGCCGCUCAUGCCCCUUG